AUGGUCGUUGGCUUAGUCCUAGAAGUCUUGAACUCUUCUAUUUUUCACCUUUUUCUCGUAGCUUGCCUCCUGGUGCUCAUAUACGAUUGGACCUUUAGUUCAAAACUCUACCCCGGUUUCCCCGCAGUCGGCAUCGAUCCACGAAAAGGGUUCCUCAGGGGCUUCGAAAAGGCCCGCGAUGACUGGUACCUACAUGGGAAGGAGAUCCUCGACCGAGGGCUGAAGACAUGCGUAGGCUGUUUCCAGGUCGUCACAGAUGCUGGGCCCAAGAUUAUUAUGCCAAACCGGUUCGCAGACGAAAUCCGGAAUCAUCCUGACCUAAAUUUCUGCAAGGCUAUAUCGAAGGAGUUUUUCGGUUCGUAUCCUGGGUUCAAGCCGUUUGCCGACGGCAUAGAGUCUCAGAUUGUCCUUGAGGUUGUUCGCGGGAGGCUAACGCAGUCCUUGAAUCUUAUUACGGAAGAGCUGGCGGACGAGACAUCACAGGCCGUGAAGGAGCUCUUUGGCAAGCCAGACAGGUGGACUGAGAUCACGUACAAGCCAAUGCUAUUACAGCUUGUUGCACGUGUGUCUGCUCGAGUGUUCGUUGGACCGGAGCUGUGUACCAAUGAAGACUGGCUGCACAUUACGAAAGAAUAUACCAUUGAGGCAUUCAUUGCGGGACGAGCACUACGAACAUGGAACCCUCUCCUCCGUCCAGUUGUGCAUUGGUUUCUCCCGGAAUGCCGCACGCUUCGUUGGAGACAGGCUGAAGCCAGGAGAAUUGCCAUGCCCAUCAUUGAAGAACGGCGCAAGGCUAAUCGUCUGGCCAAGGAAGAGGGUCAACCCACAUUGAAAACGGCUGACACAAUUGGUUGGAUGGAUGAGGCGGCUAGAGGCCGACAGUAUGACGUUGUAAAUGCCCAGCUCAGCCUCUCCUUCGCGGCGAUCCAUACGACGAGUGAGAUGGUAACAGGGCUUAUGAGCGACCUGUGUGCCAACCCGGAGAACUUUGAGUCAUUACGCGAGGAGAUCACCUCAGUCCUGGGGGGGAAGGGUUGGACUAAGCAGGCACUACAUAACUUGAAGUUAAUGGACAGCGUAAUGAAGGAAUCGCAGCGACACCACUUUGGCGAUAUCGCCGCAAUGUAUCGCAUAGCUGAAAAAGCACUCUCACUAUCGGAUGGCACCCGGAUUCCAGAAGGCGCCUUCACGAUGGUCGGAAUCGACAGAAUGCACGACUUGGAAGUCUUCAAUGACCCGCAUUCAUUUAACGGAAGUCGGUUCCUGGAUAUGCGCCAACAACCAGGAGAUGAGAACCGUUGGCAGUUCGUCACCACCUCACCGGAGCACCUUGCCUUUGGGCAUGGCAAGCACGCUUGUCCUGGGCGAUUCUUUGCCAGUAAUGAGAUCAAGACUGUGCUAAUCUACCUGUUGAUGGAGUACGAUUGGAAGUUCACAUAUGAGGGCCCUAGCGAGGACCUCCAGUAUGGACAGGAAUUGAGCACUGAUCCGAACGCUAGGGUGAUGAUCCGGAAACGGGAGGUGCCUAUUACUUUGCAGUUAUAG
This is a messenger RNA of Aspergillus bombycis, 1545 nucleotides long. Its product is annotated as cytochrome P450. Bases 1 to 1545 code for a protein of 514 amino acids. Gene Ontology annotation, molecular function: oxidoreductase activity, acting on paired donors, with incorporation or reduction of molecular oxygen; iron ion binding; heme binding. NCBI's taxonomy places the organism in Eukaryota, Fungi, Ascomycota, Eurotiomycetes, Eurotiales, Aspergillaceae. The record is from RefSeq and is a predicted model, not a curated record. The transcript has 6 exons.